Molecule: messenger RNA, 1860 nt
Organism: Alosa alosa (allis shad)
Lineage: Eukaryota; Metazoa; Chordata; Actinopteri; Clupeiformes; Clupeidae
Gene: lcp1
Product: lymphocyte cytosolic protein 1 (L-plastin)
Biological process (GO): actin filament bundle assembly; actin filament network formation
Cellular component (GO): actin filament; cytoplasm; actin filament bundle
Molecular function (GO): actin filament binding
Source: RefSeq, a predicted model, not a curated record
AUGGCCGCUGCAACGCAAGUCUCUGCAGACGAGAUGGAGGACCUGAGGGAAGCCUUCAACAAAGUUGCACAGGUGGUUCACGGUCUGAAGAGUUCCGAAGUGGCCAAGACAUUCCGGAAGGCCAUCAACAAGAAAGAGGGAAUCCAUGCAGUGGCUGGAACCUCCGAACAGUCUGGGACACAGCACUCAUAUGCAGAGGAGGAGAAGGUGGCCUUUGUUAACUGGAUUAAUAAGGCUCUGGAGAAGGACCCGGACUGCCAGCAUGUGCUUCCCAUGGACCCCUCCACCAAUGACCUGUUCACCGCCAUGGGAGAUGGCAUCGUGCUCUGUAAGAUGAUCAACCUGUCAGUCGCAGACACUAUUGAUGAGAGGACCAUCAACAAGAAGAAACUUACACCCUUCACAAUCCAGGAGAAUUUGAAUCUGGCUCUGAACUCCGCCUCUGCUAUCGGCUGUCACGUGGUCAACAUCGGCGCAGAGGACCUGAAGGAGGGCAGGCAACACCUGGUGCUCGGCCUCCUCUGGCAGAUCAUCAAGAUCGGCCUAUUCGCCGACAUCGAGAUCAGCAGGAACGAAGGUAAAAGGCAGCUCUCCCCAGAGGAGCUGCUACUGCGCUGGGCCAACUACCACCUGGAGGAGGCUGGAUGCCCACGCAUCAACAACUUCAGCUCUGACAUCAAGGACUCCAAGGCGUACUACAACAUCCUGAACCAGGUGGCCCCCAAAGGUGAUGAGGACGGAAUCCCUCCGAUCGCCAUCGACAUGAUUGGCCUACGGGAGAAAGAGGAUCUGAGCAGAGCGGAGUGGCGCUGGCAGGCUGAUCGCCCGCCGCAGGCAGUUCGUCAAUGGCGCACGGACGUAGCGGGCAACCCCAAGCCGAACCUGGCGACGUACAACCUGUUCAGGCACCGCGCCAAGAAGCCCGACAACCAGGACAUCGACUGGAGCUCCAUCGAGGGUGAGACGAGAGAGGAGCGCACCUUCAGGAACUGGAUGAAUUCCCUUGGAGUCAACCCACGUGUCAAUCACCUCUAUCUUGAUAUGGCGGAUGCUUUAGUGAUCUUUCAGCUGUAUGAGAAGAUUAAAGUUCCGGUGGACUGGGAUCGUGUCAACAAACCCCCUUACUCUAAACUGGGGAGCAACAUGAAGAAGCUGGAGAACUGUAACUAUGCGGUGGAGUUGGGUAAGACUCAGGCCAAGUUCUCUCUUGUGGGCAUCGCUGGUCAGGACCUCAACGCAGGGAACAGGACACUCACACUCGCCCUGCUGUGGCAACUCAUGAGGAGGUACACACUGAACAUCCUGGAGGAUCUGGGUGACGGUCAGAAGGUGACCGACGACACCAUCGUCUCCUGGGUCAAUGACACACUCACACAGGCUGGCAAAAAAACCAUUUCUGGCUUCAAGGAUGGCUCCAUCAGCAGUAGUAUGCCAGUUCUGGACCUGAUUGACGCCAUCCAGCCUGGAUCCAUCCGCUACGACUUGAUCAAGACCGAGGACCUGACUGAGGAGGAGAAACUCAACAACGCCAAGUAUGCCAUCUCCAUGGCGAGGAAGAUUGGUGCGCGUGUGUACGCGCUGCCUGAGGACCUGGUGGAGGUGAAGCCCAAGAUGGUGAUGACUGUCUUCGCCUGUCUGAUGGCCAGGGGCAUGAGGCGUGUGUGAUACACACACAUGCACACACACACACACACACACACACACACACACACACACACAUCUUUGAGAUCAUUUCGACAUCACACAUAAGCAGUGCAAACAUUCAAAUCAGAACACACACACACACACACACACACACACACAUUUCUCUGUCACACUGUGAAAUUCUGGCGAAAUAAAGUUGUGUUUGUAAGAAACUCA